AUAUUACGUGGGAAUUGAGUCUGCGCUUUUCUCAUUUGUGUUCUGGAUCCACUCAAAUAUCGCCUUUCACAGUCAAUAAAAUGGUCCACUCGUCCACUGCUUCAAUUGCGACCAGAAGCUCUGAAGAUAAUCAAACGCUUCAGCACGGGCGGCACUGGAUACAUGUUAUACAUAACACAGUGUACAGUAAAAAUCAUUUGGUGUGAAAUCUUAACUUUUAUCUUAUCUUAAAUAUUACAACUCGCUGUGACUUUGACUUUUCUCCCCUAAUAAGUUUUCCAUCAGUCUUGUAAAAGUUCUCUGAAGAGACUGUUGAGUUUUUCGUUACUUUGGAAAAAUGAGCGUGACUGAGAAGAUGUCCCAAGUGAGGAAUAUUCUGGACUUGAAUACAGAGGAGAGAAGGACAUUUCUCAAUUCAUUCGACUUCGUGAUGACUGAUUGUGAUGGAGUUCUCUGGAAUGCAUUUAGCUCAAUUCCUGGAGUUGGAGAUGCUCUGAAAGAUCUCGAGGCAUCUGGAAAAGAAAUUGUUUACGUCUCCAACAACAGCUUCCGCCCAGACAGUUCAUACGAAGCAAAAAUCACAAAAUUGGGCUUUAAAUUCAAACAGGAAAAUUUAGUGCAUCCUGUUCAUGCCAUUGUUUACUACUUCAAGAAAAUCAACUUUCAGGGACUCUGCUACGUGAUAGGUGCUACAGAAAUUACCAGGUUUCUCCGAGAUGCAGGGGUUAAAGUCCUGGAUGGUCCUAAUGAAUUAGUUGAAGAGGAUUUAGUUAAACUUUACAAGAGAGUUGCAGAUAAUGAACCUGUGAAGUUUGUAUUUUUGGAAGUUGACUUCAACUUUGGAUACUCAAAGUAUCUCCGAGCUGAGCUGUAUCUUAGGGAUCCAGAAUGUCAAUUGAUCAUCGGAGCUACUGAUCGUCGUUUGCCCAUCACUCCAGAAUUUGACUUACCCGGUCCGGGGUAUUUCGUGGAUGCUUUGGUGGCAUCCUUGCCUCCGGGAAAGAAGCCGAUUAUCUUGGGGAAACCAGGCGAGACUUUAGGAGAUAUUUUAAAGGAACAGUUUGAAAUUAAAGAUCCCAAAAGGGUACUUUUUGUUGGGGACAUGAUUAGUACUGACAUCCAGUUUGCCCAUAAUGUCGGGUUUCAGUCUCUCUUGGUACUUUCCGGUGGUACUUCGAGGGAUAAAAUGCUGGCCAGCGAGAAUGACAGUGCUAUUCCUGAUUUUUAUGCCAAUUCCUUAGCGGAUUUCUCAACGCUUAUUAACAGUAUUCCACCACAAACAAGACUAUAGGUGAAUUUUUUAAUACAAAUUAUAUUAAAGAGAAAAAAAUUGUAAAAUAAAAGUUUGAGUAAAGUUUAAUAAUAUUUUAACUGUAUUUUUAUAAAUUGUUUAAUAUUUAUUUGCAAAACGAAAAUUGUUUCUUUAAAAUCUAUGAUUGGAAUAUUAUGCACAGUACUUUUCUAUUUUUUUACCAUUAGGAGAUAAGUGUAAUUAAAAAGUAAUUCUAUUUAAAUGCAAAAAAUCUAAGUCUAUUACUUUAAACUUUCUCAUGCAAAAUUGAAAAGGCUUACGUUCCGAAUAGAAACGUACCUUUUCUUGAAUGAAAUAAAAUAAGUAAAAAAUCGACAGGCAUAGGUGGGUAUGUCCUAAUCCUGUGACUCUGAUAGGGACAAGCGGUUGAAAAUAAAUGAAUGAAUAAUUUAAAAA
Molecule: messenger RNA, 1708 nt
Organism: Phlebotomus papatasi
Lineage: Eukaryota; Metazoa; Arthropoda; Insecta; Diptera; Psychodidae
Exons: 2
Coding region: 338-1291 (317 amino acids)
Cellular component (GO): cytoplasm
Molecular function (GO): phosphatase activity
Source: RefSeq, a predicted model, not a curated record